Molecule: messenger RNA, 2141 nt
Organism: Schizophyllum commune H4-8
Lineage: Eukaryota; Fungi; Basidiomycota; Agaricomycetes; Agaricales; Schizophyllaceae
Exons: 10
Coding region: 271-1998 (575 amino acids)
Biological process (GO): amino acid transmembrane transport
Cellular component (GO): membrane
Molecular function (GO): amino acid transmembrane transporter activity
Source: RefSeq, a predicted model, not a curated record
GCGGCGAAAGAAGUCGAGAAGUACACCGAGGUCGAGAGAUAUCCAACAAAAAAAGCUUGCAGAGCGUACAGAGGCUUGAGGACGCAGACGAUUGAGACGACAGAGGCAGAGUGGAAGUUGAAACCAAGUUCCGAGCCGCAUGUGACUCAGUCGCAGCCGUCGAUGGCGCCAUCGCUGGACAUUGAGCACCAUGGCGAGGGACACAUGUCCCGAUUGCUCAUCACCGCUCUAGAUGCCGCGGCGGCGCUCUCACCAACAUAAACGUCCGCAAUGCCAGUAGCACACGGACCCCAAGCUCGCGGAGAACCGUCAGAAAUGUCGCCCUUGCUCAGCGACUCCUCCAGCAGCAGUGGCGCAGCGUCGGACGCGCCGCGCGAUGCGCCGUCUACGGGCAGGCUGCACCGCGGCCUCAGCGCGCGCCAGGUGCAGAUGAUCGCCAUCUCGGGGACCAUUGGGACAGGUCUUUUCCUAGGUACUGGAAAGUCCCUCGCAGAGGGCGGACCUGCUUCCAUCCUCAUUGCAUAUGCCAUCGUUGGCUUCAUCAUAUAUGUCACCCUCCUGCUGCUGGGUGAAAUGGCCACACAGUACCCCGUCGCCGGCUCCUUCACCGCGUAUGCGACACGCUUCUUCUCUCCCUCAUACGGCUUCGCACUCUCAUGGAAUUACUGGUUCAAUGACGCCGUCAGCAUGGCGGGUGAUCUCACCGCUGCACAGCUCGUCUUGCAAUUCUGGGGCGUUGAGCGUGCAUGGAUCGCUAGUCUGGUCUUCUGGGUAUUCCUCGUCACCACGAACUCGAUCAAUGUCAAGGCUUACGGCGAGCUCGAGUACUGGCUGUCGCUCCUCAAAGUGCUCACCAUCAUCGUAUUCAUCAUCCUUGGUAUCCUCGUGAACGUCGGCGUCAACACAGACCAUCACUACAUCGGCGGUCACAAUUGGCACAUCCCCGGCGCCCCCUUCGUCGGUGGUUUUGGAGGCUUUGCGAAAGUCUUCGUUACUGCAAGCUUUGCGUAUGGCGGGACUGAGUCCUUGGGUAUCACCGCAGGAGAGACGAAGAACCCAUCCAAGAACAUGCCGAGAGUGGUUAAGUUCGUCUUCUGGAGAAUCAUGUUGUUCUAUAUCCUCAGCAUUCUCUUGAUCGGGCUGAACGUCCCUUGGAAUUAUCCGAACUUGUCCAACCGGGAGGCAACAACGUCACCAUUUACCAUCGUCUUCAAGCAGGCAGGAUCUCACGCUGCAGCGUCAUUCAUCAACGCUGUUAUCCUCACAUCCGUACUCUCUGCGGGCAAUCAUGCGCUUUUCGCUGGCACGCGUGUUUUGUACGGACUCGCGACUGUCGAACCUCGCCAAGCCCCUCGAUUCUUUGGUUGGACAACCCGCCAGGGCGUCCCGCUGCCCGCGCUCUUGCUCACGAGCAGUAUCAGCGCUCUGUGCUUUGGGAGUAGCUUCGUUGGAAGCGGUGAGCUGUGGGGAUGGAUUCAGAAUAUAAUUGGAGUGUCGAAUCAGCUCGCUUGGCUGUCCAUCGGUCUUGCGUCCUGGCGCUUCCGUAGAGCAUGGCAGAAGCAGGGCCGCAGAUUGGAUGAGCUCAAGUUCCACCCCGCAUGGACGCGGCAUUGGGGACACUACUUCGUGAUCAUCGCGGUGGCUUUCCUUAUCAUCGUGCAAGGAUGGUCUUCCGUCAUACCGCACUUCAGCACGGUCGACUUCUUCUCCAUGUACCUCGAGAUCUUCGUCAUGAUUGGCAUGUUCAUCUUGUACAUGCUCAUCCGCCGACCGGAUUCUUUGGACCCGGCACGACUAGGCGCAGAUGUUGCGGAAGGCGAAACACGCCCGCGCCGCCGUAUCUGGUACUCCGAUCUCGUCGACACGAAAACUGUCGACCUUCAGCGCGAUCAGUACGAUGAGGAGGAAGAGGAGAGGACCGCCGACGAGAAGCGGGACCGGCGGUUAGAAUCUGGGAGGUUGAGGUACUUCUGGAAGGUCUGGUACUGGGUGGUCUGAAUGGAACAUAUUUAUCCUGGAUAUUAGUGUGGCUUAGAACGAUACCUAUGUAUUCCUUGUCUCUGCUAAACUACCGAAGAAGUUGUCGAGCAGGAGAGUUGACAGCUCAAGCGCCGCGGUGGUCUCCGAGCAUUGGGUGUACG